This is a messenger RNA of Dermatophagoides farinae (American house dust mite), 1563 nucleotides long. RefSeq lists its product as uncharacterized. NCBI's taxonomy places the organism in Eukaryota, Metazoa, Arthropoda, Arachnida, Sarcoptiformes, Pyroglyphidae. The record is from RefSeq and is a predicted model, not a curated record.
AUUCGAUUUGAUUUGUAAUCAACGAACGAACGUUUCACAUAAUCGUGAAUGCAUUACUGGCGGUUAUGGUUGUCAGUUCUUUGGAUUAGUGGCAGCAUUGAUCAAUUACAUUGCUGGUUAGCCAUGGCUAUGAUGAUAACACAACAAGAUAAUAAAGAAACAAUUGAAAAAAUUGAUAAUAUUCAUUCAAAAUUGAAUAAAUCAAAACAAAUGUGUCUUACGAAUGUACAUCGACAGAUUCAGUUGAAUAAUAAGAUUGCUACAUCAAUCAGACAAUGUUGUCAUCAUAUGCAUUUCAAUGAUUGUAUGGAGAAACAAUGUAUCAAUUAUAAUAAAGGUGCUAUCGAUAAAUCAAUAAUAGGUAAUUGUUCACAAAUAUUUCUUACAAUAACCGAUCCAAUAUGUUUACCUGUCGUACGACAACCUAAACAAUAUUGUGAUAUAAAUGUUGGUGUAUUUGGUCUAACAAUGAUCCAUUAUAGUAAUUGUCGUUUGCAAAUGGUCGAAUUUCUUCGAGAAUUUUAUGGUCCACCACAACAAUGGCUUUAUGGUGAUGAUGGUGGUGGUGGAGAUGUUAUUCAACAACAAUCAUUAUAUAAAAAACAAUGUUGUCUAACAUAUACUGCAUGUCAUUGUUUUGAACGACAAUUUAAACAAAAAUGUCAACAACGAUUGAUGAAACAAUUUCAAAAAUUAUCCGAUAAAAUGGCCGAUUAUCAUUGUCGUUGUCCAGGUUUAGAACAAAUCGAUCAUCAUCAACAACAACAAACAAAUGGUAGAAAAUCUUCUGAUCGACAAAAACAACAAAAAAAUUGUACAAAAAUAAUUGAAGAUGAAUGUCAAUGGAUGAUACCAGAAAAUCGUCGAUUGUUAUUGGAAUAUCAGAAUUUUCUUUCAUAUUCAAUAUUUAUUGCUAUUGUGACGAUCAUCACAACCAUAUUGUUUUGUACAUUCUGUUCAUCAUAUGGUAUCAUCGAUUUUUUCCUACGAAAACUUCAACCAAAACGAUGGCGAUUCGGUAAUGAUAAUUUGGCCGACUCACAACCAUUAUUUCGACGACCAAUCAUUGGUGGUGGUUUUAGAUUUCAAUUUAUUCCGAUUCCAUUAAUCAGAUAUCAAUCACCAUCUACAAGAAGUGGUGCUAGUCGUUAUAACGAUGAUUCACCAUCAUCAUCAUCAUCAUCAUCGUACAUUUCUUCUACACCGAGUUCCAGUAUAACAGCGAUUACCAAUUCACGUAUCAUUGAUUCUAAACGUAAAACAUUCGCACGAACUAGAUCGAUUCAAUCAAGUUUAGUAAGCAUUCGACGAUCACCAAUGUCAUCAUCAUCGUCAUCAUCAUCAUAUAGUUCUUCACCAUUCUCACCAAAAAUCAUAGGAAAUUUAAAACAUCGAAAAACUAUUGAUGGACGUACCACCAAAAAAACUAAACACCAUCAUCGUCAUCGAAAACGUAAAACAUUUUCUGUAUAAGCGAAAAAAAAAUUUCCCAAUAAUAUAAGAGAAAAUGAGGUGUAAUAUAUUUAUUAUUGUUUUGAUUUUAUUUUUAUUCUCAUCAUCAAA